AUGCGUUGGGCAAUCUUUAGCAUCAUCCUGGGACUCGCAGCAACUUCCAAGGGUGAAACGUUACUGUACCGCAAUACUUUUAACGACACCUCAGCACUCCAUGGAUGGGUCGCCGAAGGUCCGGUUAACGCCACUGUGUCAAACAACACCCUCACGCUCGCGGGAGCCGGCGGUCCAGACGACUACUUUGUAUAUUGGUUACCUGAAGUAUUCCCCGAUCGGAUUCGCAUCGCAUGGGAAUUUCAACCUAUCCAGGAGCCCGGACUAGCCAUGUUCUUCUUCGGCGCAACAUCCGUCGACGGCGGAAGUAUCUUCGACCCAUCACUAAAACCACGCAACGGUUCAUAUCCACAAUAUCAUUCUAGCGACAUCCGCCUCCUUCAUGCUUCCUACUUCCGCCGCCGUUGGCCUGAAGAGCGCAACUUCCAUGUCGCGAAUUUGCGAAAGAGUCCAGGUUUUCAUCUAGUGGCACAGGGCGCAGAUCCAAUCCCAUCAGUCGAGGAUGUGCAAGGAGCGUACUAUAAGAUUGAGGUUGUCAAAGAUAAGCGCGAAGUCACUUUCAAAGUAAACGAUCUACUGCUGUUUUCUUUCGACGACACAAAGUCAGAUACUGGACCCGUGGUCAGGGGCCGGAGGAUUGCGCUGCGCGGCAUGCAGCCGCUGAUAGCGAACUACCGCAACCUUGAAGUGUGGAAGCUAUGA
Molecule: messenger RNA, 702 nt
Organism: Didymosphaeria variabile
Lineage: Eukaryota; Fungi; Ascomycota; Dothideomycetes; Pleosporales; Didymosphaeriaceae
Exons: 1
Coding region: 1-702 (233 amino acids)
Source: RefSeq, a predicted model, not a curated record